Molecule: messenger RNA, 1880 nt
Organism: Rhodamnia argentea
Lineage: Eukaryota; Viridiplantae; Streptophyta; Magnoliopsida; Myrtales; Myrtaceae
Product: cytochrome P450 704C1-like
Exons: 5
Coding region: 134-1675 (513 amino acids)
Molecular function (GO): heme binding; iron ion binding; oxidoreductase activity, acting on paired donors, with incorporation or reduction of molecular oxygen
Source: RefSeq, a predicted model, not a curated record
UAAUCUUUUCCAAUCCUUAAAUUCUAAGUAAGACGAAUGGACAAAGUCAAGAGUCUUGAGAUAUAAAUCAACGAAAGGAUAUCAUGUACUUCAUCUUCAACCUCAUUACUUUCCUAUCUUCUUCACAAAGAAAAUGGACAUCAACAUAGUGUCCGCGACGCUCUACUCCGCGGCACUAGUUCCCCUCGCUCUCUCCAUCGCCUUUGCUCUCCUUCUCCUGAAAAUCUUCACGGGCAAGUCCCUCCGAAGCACUAAGUAUCCGCCCGUUUGCGGGACGGUUUUCAAUCAACUCGUCUACUUCAACCAGCUCUACGACUACAUGACAGGGCUUGUAAGGAGAUCUCAGACGAUCCGACUCCUUGCGCCGGACCAGAGCCAGAUAUACACGGUCGAUCCGAGAAACAUCGAGCACAUAUUAAAGACCAACUUCGAUGAGUACACGAAGGGAAAGUAUAACAUAGAUAUAAUGAAGGAUUUGUUCGGGGAGGGGAUUUUCCUGGUGGAUGGAGAGAAGUGGAAGAAGCAGAGGAAGGUCGCGAGCUUCGAGUUUGCGACGAGGGUGCUCAGAGAUUUUAGCUGUCGCGUGUUCAGGAAGAAUGCUGCGAAGCUGGUCAAGGUCGUGGAGGAGUUAUCAGCUGCCUCAGAGGGAUUCGAUAUGCAAGAUAUGUUGAUGAGAUGCACUUUGGAUUCCAUCUUCAAAGUUGGAUUUGGUGCGGAGUUGAAUUGCUUGGAAGGAUCAAGCAAAGAGGGAACAGUCUUCAUGAAAGCUUUUGAUGAGGCGAGUGCACUGACCUACUGGCGAUACGUCGAUCCCUCUUGGGAGCUCAAAAGAUUUCUCAACAUCGGUUCAGAAGCUCAUCUUAGGAAGAACAUUAAACUCAUCGACAAUUUCGUGCAUCAGCUUAUCAGAACCAAGAAGAAUCAACUAGCAGAGCAGAGGGAACAUAAUGACAAGGAGGACAUUCUCUCGAGAUUUUUGCUCGAGAGCGAGAAAGAUCCCGACGGCAUGAACGAGAAGUACUUGAGGGAUAUAAUUCUGAAUUUCACGAUCGCCGGAAAAGAUACUAGUGCAAAUACCUUGUCGUGGUUCCUCUACAUGCUCUGUAAACACCCCCUGGUGCAGCAAAAGAUUGUCGACGAGAUAAAGCAUGUGAUCAGAGAUCAAGCAAGUGACGCUAACCCUGAUUCUUUCGUGGAAAGAAUAACAGAUCCGGUGCUCGAUCGAAUGCACUAUCUUCAUGCCACGCUCACAGAGACUUUGAGGCUGUAUCCUGCAGUCCCGGUGGAUGGAAGAUGUGCCGAGACAGACGAUGUUCUCCCAGAUGGCUUCCACGUGAAGAAGGGGGACAACAUACAUUACUUGGCUUACUCAAUGGGAAGAAUGCAAAACAUAUGGGGAGAAGAUGCCGAGGAUUUCAAACCCGAAAGAUGGUUGAAGGAUGGAAUUUUCCAAAAAGAAUCACCUUUCAAAUUUGCUGCGUUCCAUGCUGGUCCUAGGAUCUGCCUCGGGAAGGAUUUUGCUUAUCGCCAGAUGAAAAUAGUUUCGAUAGCUCUGCUUCGCUUCUUCCGCUUCAGAUUAGCUGACGAAACUAGACCUGUGACCUACAAGGUCAUGUUCACUCUUCACAUCGACAAUGGCUUACAUCUUCGCGCUGUUCCCAGAUUGGUUACAUGAGAGCUGGACUAUCGUCGAGUAUGGUCCAUUGCCACAAAUGGAUUUCCGAUGUGUGUGUGUAUAUAUAUAAACUUGCGCACUGCAAGAUCUUAUAAUUGCCUGUAAAGCUCGGGAUAUUUAAGUUGUUUUGCUUGAAGUCCAUACGUGAAAUGAAGGAUAUAAGUUCGUCAGGCUUUGUGACAAUGCCAAUAAAAUCUUAUUUUCA